This is a messenger RNA of Penaeus vannamei (Pacific white shrimp), 2660 nucleotides long. Lineage: Eukaryota; Metazoa; Arthropoda; Malacostraca; Decapoda; Penaeidae. The record is from RefSeq and is a predicted model, not a curated record.
UAAUUACAUUUAGCGGAACCAAUUCAGUUCUUGAAUACGGGAUUCCGACACUCUAUCGGGCCAGAAAGGGAAUCCGAUCCCAAGUAUCUCCCUCCAAAACCUUAUACACAAAUAUAACAGGAGAGGCACCCAUUGCACCGGCAGUGCUGUGUGAGCGCUCAGAGGGAGGGACAGUCGUUACUUAAACUCUGCACAAUGUCGGUCGCAACACCCAUGUAUGAAUUGCCAAAACAGGUGAAAAUGCCCAGUGCCGUGCAAUUGCCGGGAUGCAUGUACAAAAUGGAACCACUGAACCGGUUUUCGAGUAAAGAUCUCGCACCCUCAUAUUAUGGAUCCACGUGUGCAUCGGCUGCCCUGAUUCAGGGGAGUUCUGCAGAUGUAGCAGCACUGGAAGUUCGACAGGAAACGGUGCUCCAGCGCCUGCGGGACCUCAAAUUGCAACUGGAUAAGCUACAAUCAAGCAAGUUUUCCUCUUUGUCUCCAUCUAAAAAUAGCUCCACUGCCAUUGGUGCUGCAGCUCAGUCUUCGCCCCUGAAGCAGGAAAAAGAAAUGGAGAGUGAGGUAGAUAUGAAAGCUCAGCACCACUCUAUUUUGUGUAAAUUAAGUGCCUUAAAAACUGAACUAAGUAAGGUGUCUGAGCUACAUCCAAGACUAGUGACCUCUUCUAAGGAUGAAAGAAUUGCAGAAAAGCAGAGAAGUAUUUUGAAGGUGAUAAGGGCACUCAAGGAAGAAGUUCACCGUAUUGCUGAGCUCCAGGAGAGAGAGAAGGAAUGUUCCACAAAACUGGAUGUAAUCACACACCACAAGGAAGUCUUGAAGAAGCUUGCAUCUCUCCAGGAGGAGUUGGUCAAGUUGUUGAGGGGUCUGCGUGACCUGUCAUGGGAGGUAGUCCACUGGCCGUGUGGAUGUCUAUUUGAUGAGUUUAAAACCUCUUCCUCAGUUGCUCUAUCCCUCUCCUCUCUCUCUGAGCCUUCAUCAACAGUGGAAACUAACCAAGCUGGUGUAUGUUCUCCACUUGCUCAAGCCCCCACUCCCCACCCAAAAGACUGUGGAAUAUUUUGGACUGGAACUGUACAUGAUUUGGUGAUAUCAGCCAAUCCCAACAGGCCCCCGUACUUUUUGGUUUUAUUAAGGAAGCUUUUAAAGGAUGCUGGCUAUCCUGUCUAUUCAGUUGACCAUCUGCACUCUUCUGUGCAUCAUGUUGACGAGUCCAUACGAGGAUGCUUCUCUGAUAAGCCACUUGGAGACAGAAACAAGCAUAACUUAGCUUUUACCGUUCACUGGAAAGAUGUUGAGGCACCAAACUUAAUGGUGAAUCCCCUGCGGCAAACUGUAAUAUCUGGAGAAGCCAACAUCACACGCUAUGUAUCUCGACUCUUCCCCCUAAGUUCCUCCUACAAUUAUGAAGCAACAGGAACCUUCUCUUCUAUUGCGGAGACAGACAACCUUCUAGAUCAGUUAGCAGCUCAGGCAGCUAGCAAAAAUAACAAAGAACGACAAGGUGCACUCAGACAGUUGAAUGGAAGAUGUGAUGUAUUCUUGUGGUCAGUGCUGAAGCAAGGAGGCCUGAAUGUUGGAGCUCCUGCAAACGUCGAUAAAUGGUACAAAAAGGUUGAUGCCAUGGCCAAGCUCGAAAUAAAUAUGUUGAACUCUCAGAAUGAUCCACACAGCAAAUCAUCAUCACAGUCCAAUACCCCAGUUCAAACACAGAAGAAGUCAGUUAACAAAGAGAGCCCAGCCUCUUGCAAGAAUGAGUUUGUUGAUAGAAAUGGCCUAGAAAAGUACCUGAAGAGUUUAAGCAUAUCAUAUCAGGUACAAGACCAUGAAGAAGUCUUUACAGUGGAUGCCCUCAUGAGGAAUGUGAGAGAAAUGCCAGGCCUACACAUGAAAAAUCUCUUUCUGAAGGAUAAGAAGAAAAACCUGUAUUUGCUUUCAGCUCGACACAAUACUGAGGUAAAGCUCAAUGAGAUUGGAAAACAGUUAGGCAUUAAAGAUCUACGAUUUGGAGAUGAAGCCAUAUUGUACAGCACCCUUGGAGUAAAGCAAGGGUGUGUCACAGCCUUUGCACUCCUCAAUGACCACAGUCACCAGGUCAAGUUCCUGCUGUUCCUUUGGUCAGAAGCAUUCAACGACUGUCAUCCCUUUGUCAACUUCCAUCCCAUGUCGAAUGCUGCAACCUUAGGCGUGGCACCAAAGGAUUUGAAGAAAUUUUUGAAUGCCACUGGACAUGAACCAUCAUUGCUAACAUUUUAAAGAGCUAUGAAUUAUUGCACAGUGUGUAUGUAAUAGGUUGAUUGGGAAAACAGCUUUAAGCAGUAAUAAUAAAUAAAUAGGUGCAUAGUGGUUAUAUUGUUUUGUAAAGAUUAAAACAAAUAUAUAUAUAUACAUAUAUAUAUGCCAUGGUUGUAUAGAGAAAAUCACAUGUAAGAGGUUUGCUGUUUUGGGCAUGCUAUUUAUUGUCAAAUUUUAUACUUUUUAAAAUGGGGAAAUGUGAGGGUGAAAAAAGUGUAUUUGCUCAAGUGAAUCAAGAUUCCCUGCAAUACAUGCUUUGUUACAAUCCAAAUUGAACUAGGGUUUCAUUACAAAAUUAAUGUUUCACUUAUUCUAAAUACAAUGAAUUAAUAUUUGGCUUCCACUGAUUAAUAAAUUGUUAUUUAUUU